Messenger RNA from Sorghum bicolor (sorghum), 933 nucleotides. Its product is annotated as ethylene-responsive transcription factor ABI4. Lineage: Eukaryota; Viridiplantae; Streptophyta; Magnoliopsida; Poales; Poaceae. Gene Ontology annotation, biological process: regulation of DNA-templated transcription. Gene Ontology annotation, molecular function: DNA-binding transcription factor activity; DNA binding. The transcript has a single exon. The record is from RefSeq and is a predicted model, not a curated record. The coding region runs from base 1 to 933 and encodes 310 amino acids.
AUGGAGGACGUGGCCAACGCGCACCUCUACGCCCAUGCCCACGCCCACCGGAGCAAGCGUCCCCCGUCGUCGGCCGCGAUGAAGGACGGGGACGGGGACGUCGACUUGUCCAUGAAGGGCGCGCGGUACCGCGGCGUGCGGCGCCGGCCGUGGGGCCGGUUCGCGGCGGAGAUCCGCGACCCCAUGUCCAAGGAGCGGCGGUGGCUCGGCACCUUCGACACCGCUGAGCAGGCCGCCUGCGCCUACGACAUCGCCGCGCGCGCCAUGCGCGGCAACAAGGCGCGCACCAACUUCCCCGGCCACGCCACCGCGGGCUACUGGCCGUGGGGCACGCCGCAGCCGGCGGCGGUCGCGGUCGCGCACCCGAUCAACAUCAACCCCCUCCUGCUGCACAACCUCAUCAUGAGCUCCUCCCACCACGGCUGCCGCCUGCUUAACCAAGCAGGACACGGACACGGGCACGGACACGGACAUUCCGUUCCCACCAGACCUCCGGCGCCGGCGCCGGCGACGGAUGACACGACCAUCGCAGGGCCCUUCCCUGUCGCCUCCCACCCCGACGUCGUAGCGAUGGACGAGGACGUGGACGACUGGGACGGCGUCCUGCGGAGCGAGCCCGCGGACGCCGGUCUGCUGCAGGACGCGCUGCACGACUUCUACCCUUUUACGCGUCCGCGCGCCGGCGGCGAUGGCAGGCGCGGCCUGUCCGCGGCCGGCGCCGACGACGCCAGGGCAGCCGCAGCUGCGUUGGUGCCGGUAAUGCAGGAGGGGUUCGUCUUUCCCAGCCCUUUCGCGGGCGUCGACGGGAACGGCGAGUACCCGAUGAUGCCGCAGGGCCUGCUCGAGGACGUGAUCCCACACUCCCCGGCGUUCCUGGAGGUCGUGGCCGCGCCGUCCGUCUCCGUCCCGACGCGACGCGGCCGCAGGGGCUGA